Molecule: messenger RNA, 1182 nt
Organism: Phalaenopsis equestris
Lineage: Eukaryota; Viridiplantae; Streptophyta; Magnoliopsida; Asparagales; Orchidaceae
Product: protein MEMO1 homolog
Exons: 8
Coding region: 150-1034 (294 amino acids)
Source: RefSeq, a predicted model, not a curated record
AGCUCUCCUAAAUCUAACGAGUGAAAUCCUUGUUGAAGCCAAACAGCCCCCGAAGCACUGGAAACUUCUUGGUCGGCACGGAGUAUACGGGUACGACUCGUCAACCCAUUUGUCUUUCCACCGUUGAUCUCCCAGCUUCGUUAUCUCCAAUGGACACAGUUCGGCGAGCCUUGCACGCAGGAUCAUGGUAUACAGACAACGCAAAAAGGCUUGGAGAGGAACUUGAUGAAUGGCUCCGACAAACUGAUUUGCCAAAAAACCAUGAUAUUAGAGGAGUUAUUGCUCCGCAUGCCGGUUAUUCAUAUUCUGGGCGGUGUGCCGCAUAUGCCUUCGCUAACAUUGACCCAGAGAAUAUUUCACGUGUGUUUCUUCUUGGUCCUUCUCACCAUUACUACACUCCGAAGUGUGCUCUUACAAAAGCUACAAUUUACAGGACACCAUUGGGAGACUUACAAGUUGAUCUGGAAGUAAUUGAGGAGCUAAAGGCAACAGGAAAAUUUGAACUCAUGGAUCUGCAUGUAGAUGAAGCAGAGCACAGUUUGGAGAUGCAUUUGCCUUAUCUUGCGAAAGUGUUUCAAGGCCAUGCAGUAAAAAUCGUACCAAUUUUGGUAGGAUCUCUGAAUUUCCAAAAUGAAGCCUUGUAUGGACGGUUGCUUUCCAAGUAUGUGGAUGAUCCUCAGAACUUCUUCUCAGUGUCAUCUGACUUCUGCCACUGGGGAUCUCGGUUCCACUACAUGCACUAUGAGAAGAAACAUGGUCCCAUACACAAGUCAAUUGAGGCGCUUGAUCACAUGGGCAUGGAAAUUAUAGAGACCGGAGAUCCUGAUGCCUUCAAAGAAUACCUCCAGGAUUUUGGCAACACCAUCUGUGGCCGACACCCAAUCAGUGUCUUCCUCCAUAUGCUGAGGAACUGCUCGGAGAAAAUUAACAUUGGCUUUAUUCGAUACGAGCAAUCAAGUAAGUGUAAGAGCAUGAAAGACAGCAGCGUCAGCUAUGCAUCGGCUACGGCUAAGCUGGAGAGCGGAAACAGGUAAAAGGAUGUGUUCUGAUCCUGACCAUCAUCCUUUUUAUGUCUAUCAACUGUAUUGUAUCAUAUCUUUUAGAUGAUAAUGUAACAUAAUUCUAUUAAAAACUUGUUUAUGAGGUUCUCCUGCCAUCACCCUCUUUCAUUAUUUGCAUAGU